Monoraphidium neglectum is the source of this 420-nucleotide messenger RNA. RefSeq lists its product as hypothetical. Gene Ontology annotation, cellular component: cytoplasmic dynein complex; cytoplasm. The record is from RefSeq and is a predicted model, not a curated record. The coding region runs from base 1 to 420 and encodes 139 amino acids. The transcript has a single exon. Gene Ontology annotation, biological process: microtubule-based movement. NCBI's taxonomy places the organism in Eukaryota, Viridiplantae, Chlorophyta, Chlorophyceae, Sphaeropleales, Selenastraceae. Gene Ontology annotation, molecular function: dynein intermediate chain binding.
AUGGCGGCCCUAGACGACCCCAGCUCCUAUGGAGGGCCGCUGAAGGAGAUCGUGUACGAGAAUACGUACAUCACUGGCCCGAACGGCUAUGGCCCACGCGCGCAGUUCCGCGUCGCCGACGUGCAGGCCAUCCUGCGCGCUGUUUUGCGGGAGAGAAUGGAGAAGCAGCAGUAUGACCCCGUCAAGGCUGCCCACAUAUCCAAGCACAUCGCAGAGGACCUGCGCGAGAAGGUCAAGGCGCUCGGCUGCGAGCGCCACAAGCUGGUGAUCCAGGUCACGCUUGGGCAGAAGGCAGGCCAGGCGACACGCAUCGCAUCGCGCUGCCUGUGGGACACCAGCACUGACGGGUUUGCGUCGGAGCACUACGAGAACGAGACAAUGUACUGUGUCUGCCAGGUGUUUGCGGUCUACUUCGAGUGA